AUGGCGACCGCUCAGGAUAGCGUGCCUUUGGUCUCAGGGAGAAAUGAGGGAUCGACGGUGACGUCUGCUGGCCCAAGCGUCGAACUCCAGGCAAUCGACAGCGCGUCCCCAGCAGGAAAUUCUAGAGGGGCGAGUAUAGACGUCGCGCCUUUCCAGGCGAGUUCUCAGGUGUCGCGCCCGGCAACUGCAGCCGACGCCGACGCACUUAACGACAAGAAAGCUGUCGGGAAGGCGGCUUCGGCCCCAGCUGGGAAGCAAAUUCCGAUCCCGUGCGGGCUGAACCGGUAUGUCCUGGCGGUCCUUUUCUGCAUUGUCGUUCUGUUGAAAGGGUGUACGUAUUGGGGUUGGAAUGGCAUGCAGGACAUGCUGUACAAGUCAGGUGCCUAUUCGUGGGAAUGCACAGAAGAGUCGGCGGGUGCGGGAGUCCUGGUCAUCGGCAACGCCGAGUACGCAGAUUGCUCGGCAAGGAAGAACAUGAUUAACAACCUGUACACGGCAACGUUCUCCGCCCAUUUUAUCUCCUCUGCUCUAUCAGGCAUUCUGCUUGACGCAGCGGGGCCGAAGAUUUGCAUGCUCGCCGCACUGGCAGUCGAAGCAGGCGGCUGGUUGUUGAUUGGGUUUUCUUCUGAAAGCUUCCAGGGAUACUACGCGGGAGGCGUGUUCCUCGGCAUUGCUGCGGAUCCCGGCUAUCUCCCCUUACUGUCGAUGGCGAACCUGUUCCCAGGGAACCAGUCGUUCAUCAUGGCUGUCCUCGGUUCUCUGCGUUCGAUCUCGUUUGCAGUUCCCGUUGUGAUGUCCGCCAUUUACCAAGGGGACGGAUUUGGAGAGAACGACUUCUGGAAGAUCAUUGUGUUCUACGUCGCGGUUUGCUUGGGGCUCGCCACCGUCAUCAGUCUGUUCACAGUGCCCAUGCAAGUCUUCCGGCCGCCCUCAGAGUUGGUCCAAGACUCUGGAAGCGAUCAGAAACAAGAAGACAACGUCCCGCAACGCCGCACCUCGUACACUGGGCCAAUGUUGCCGCCGGAUGCAGACGUUGCCUCCGAGCUCAAGGAGCAAUGCCAGGAUAUUCAAAGUGCGCACGACGAGCCCCGGCUGUCGCACGUGGGCGAGUCCGUCGGGACUGCAGCUGAACCCACCGUCUCGUUUGUUUCCACGCUCAAGUCGAAGGAGUUUCUGCUUAUUGUCCCCUGCUUCGUCAUUGCGCUUCUUCGCGCGGAGUUCUACACAAAGAGCAACAAGGAACAGCUGCAAGUGUCGACGACGUCCAACGUGUACCAGAUGUUCAGCGUUUUGAACAUUAUGUCUUUCCUUCCGGGACCCAUGUUUGGGAAGAUGACGGACAAGUUCGGAAUUCUCCCGGUUAUCAGCAUCCUCAAUGGCUGUGGGAUCCUCCUGUACGUCUUUGUUAUGCCCAACGUCAUUGCUUGCAAAGCGAUCUCCACUCUGCUCUACUUCAUUUACUGCUCCUUCGUCCUCAGCAACCUGUACUGCUACGUGGCUAUCAACUUCCCUUCGGAAUACUUUGGAAAGCUCACGGGUCUUGCCUCGCUGAUUGGCGGUGUCUUCUCCCUCACGAGCAUCGGCUGGUACAAACUGUCCUCUGAGACGCUCAUCGGCUUGGCUCCGUACAACUUCUUGCCCGCCGACGGCAUGAUGAUUUUCCUGGGCAUCAUCAACUGCUUUAUCAUCAUGGCCAUGCUCCGCCAGGCGAAGAGGAAGAGGGCGAUGGCAAAGGAAAAUGCCUUGCUGGACGUGUCUGGGAAAGGCCAGGCUGCUGGCAGGGACGAACAACCCGCGACUGCGAACCCAGAGGCGGCUGUCUAA
Messenger RNA from Neospora caninum, 1824 nucleotides. RefSeq lists its product as hypothetical. Lineage: Eukaryota; Apicomplexa; Conoidasida; Eucoccidiorida; Sarcocystidae. The record is from RefSeq and is a predicted model, not a curated record. Gene Ontology annotation, biological process: transmembrane transport. The coding region runs from base 1 to 1824 and encodes 607 amino acids. Gene Ontology annotation, molecular function: transmembrane transporter activity. The transcript has a single exon.